This is a messenger RNA of Hypoxylon trugodes, 1977 nucleotides long. Its product is annotated as Di-copper centre-containing protein. The transcript is spliced from 3 exons. Gene Ontology annotation, molecular function: oxidoreductase activity. The record is from RefSeq and is a predicted model, not a curated record. Lineage: Eukaryota; Fungi; Ascomycota; Sordariomycetes; Xylariales; Hypoxylaceae. Bases 202 to 1344 code for a protein of 380 amino acids.
AUGGGAGUUGGAAAGACAAAAGGAGGACCCGCAACGGUUCGGCUGACCGAGGGGCCUAUAUAACCUGGUAAGGCGCCGCGAUGGCGAUCUUUCUUGGGUUCUUGUUCCCUUAACGAUUUCGAUCGUCUGCCGCUCGUUUGCCUAUUUUUGACUGUAUAUAUAUAUGUAUAUACAUACACGGUAACCAACCCAACCGUUAAUAUGAAGGCCUCCGCCGUUUUAUUCGCUUCGGCGGUCUCUGCCGCGUCGAUCCCAUCCGUCCCGCAGAUUCAAGGUCUGCCUUUGUCUCAGUUCGGAGGUGUCCAUGCCAUCUCGAUUGAGGAUGCCAUCAACAAGUUGGACUUGCUAGGUACCAACUUCAGCGCCCUACCCAUCUCGUUCGACGGAGAACCUCUCUUCUCGCUCGCCGAAGAGAAAGCUACAGCUAGCACGGCCAGCACGAACGCCGCUGCCGACACGGGCGACUGCGCCAACCCGAACGUUCGCUACGAAUGGGACCAUUAUUCGGCCUCGGACAAGCAGGCCUUCGUGGACGCCAUCCAGUGCUUGAUCAAUAAGCCGCCAUCCGGAAACUUCUCGCCCUCUAAGAACCGGUACGAGGACUUCGUGCGUCUACACCAGUCGUACUCGCCCAACAUUCACAGCAAGAGCACCAGCCAGCAGACUCACAAGUUCCUGCUGUGGCACCGUUACUAUGUCUGGGCCCUAGAACAGGUUAUGCGCGACGAAUGCGGCUUCAACAGGGCUUUCCCAUGGUGGGACGAGAAGAAGUGGGCCGGCAAGUUCUCCCAGGCCACCAUCUUCACCAACCAGUACUUCGGUAACCUGCCCGGUGCUACCAAUGGUGCUGCUACUUGCAUCAACAGCGGCCGAUUCUCUGGAAUGCAACUCAGUCUCGGACCUGGCAUGACUACCAACAACCCCCACUGCCUCCAGCGUGCUGUUAACGAGCAGACUACUGCUCAGACCGGUAUCGAUUCCUGGAACACGUGCAUGUCGCGUACUUCUUACCCCGACUUCCACAGUUGCGUUGAGUUCACUUUCCACGCUCAAGGCCACAACGGUAUGGGUGGUAUCAUGGCCGAUGCCAUUGCCUCUCCUGGUGACCCGGCAUUCUUCAUGCACCACCUAUUCGUUGACUACGCUUUCCGCAAGUGGCAGAUUGACGACGUCAGCCGACGCACCACCAUCAGCGGUUGCGCCGACAACGUUAACUGCUCGCCCCUGACCCUCGACACCAUGGUCUACAUGGGUAACAUUUGCGGUGCCAAGUGCCCUGACCUUAAGGUCCGCGACAUCCUUAACACUCUUCAGGGCCACCUCUGCUACCGGUACGACUACUAGAGACGGACGUACCUUAUGAUGCGACGGGAAUCGGACACCUUCAUUAUGUAUAGAGUCACAACGACAAGUAUAUAUCCUAGUCAUUAAUGUCUUUGUAAUUAGAAAGAAAACCCAACAAGAAGCCAUAACCCUUACAUUCGUUUCAAUUUGUCUGUUCGCCUCCAAUGUACAUAGCUAUCUCCGGUGACGUGACACAAUCGCUGUAUGUAACCGCGACAACUCACGAUGAUAUAUGAAUUUUCUACCUCUACCGACAUGCUGUGAAGGUAACCUGCACUCAAUUAAUAUACUAAACUUCCGAUCGCGAGAAUAAGCGCAGCUCAUGGACGAAAGUGUUUACGGUGAAGGACCAUCAAGAUUCACCGAAAUCGCAUUUUCUACUCCACAGGCAGCAAACCGAUGCUUCCUACAAGGUACGACCUGGAUACGGCUCUAUCAUGAACUGUUGGACAAGAAAAUGUAGUGGUUAUUUUUAGGGUUGUCCUAGCUUACACAACAUUAACGCCGUGUACUACUCCUACCGUAUUGGGCAUAUAGGAAGGAUCACACUCGUAGGAACGAUAAGAAACGGCGGUGACAACACUUUAAUUUAAAUUACACAUAUUCCUAUUCCUUACUUAUAAAUCAUAGCAG